Messenger RNA from Tribolium madens (black flour beetle), 5006 nucleotides. RefSeq lists its product as uncharacterized. NCBI's taxonomy places the organism in Eukaryota, Metazoa, Arthropoda, Insecta, Coleoptera, Tenebrionidae. The transcript has a single exon. The coding region runs from base 542 to 3919 and encodes 1125 amino acids. The record is from RefSeq and is a predicted model, not a curated record.
AAUAAUUUAUAAUUUGUAUUUAGUUAAUUUAAAGAGAGCGUUGACAUUCGGCCCUAGUUUCGGUUGUUAAGAAAAACAAAAUGUUUUAUGUUAAAAAACAAGGUUUCGGUUUAUGUUUGGUUUUUUCGUGUGAAUUAUUUGUAUUUGUUGGAAUCACUCGUCUUGAAACUAGAAAGUGAUAAUAUUGGAAAUUGCUCAGCAGAACCGCAGAUUUUAAAGAAUUAGUGAAGAUUCCUAUCAUCCCAACCUCUUUCCCUUCCUUUCCUAUUUUCCUACCUCAUCCUUUUGGUUGGGAGCACUCAAAGGUAGGAAUUUUCAUUUACCUCUUCCCUAUCGUUGUCUCCGCCGCGAAACAUUGGUCCUUCGAGCCGGAUUGUCUCGUUUCAAAAUAUCACUCUGCGUUGUAAACAUAACCUCUCUAUAAACAUAAACAUAACCUCGCUUUUAUCAAGUGGUGGCAUUGGUAAAGUUGCUCAAUAUCCCAUUUAUUCGACUGCAAUAUUUUUAAAUUUGCCAAUAAGUAUUUAUCGCAUUCUCGACGAUGUCUCAGGCAAAAUUUAAAAAAGCUGUUGUGUUACGCAAGGUCGCUGUAGAUCAGUUGUCCGAUUUAAAAGACAUUGCGGAUCGGGUUUCAAGAAAAGAAGAAUUGUACGAGAGUUUGUACCCGGAACUCAAAGCCCGAUAUAAUUUCAUAGAACGCAUGUAUUCAGAUUUUUAUCUAUAUCAUAAUGAAGUUUUAAAAGAAUUAGCUGGUCUCGACGAAGAAACUGAAGAGCAUGACACCAUUCGUAAAUCUUUUGAUCGCGAUUAUUUUAGCAUUCAAAUUAUUUAUAAUGAAAUAUUUCAAAAUUCUGUUCAUACUCAAAAUUUAAAUUCGGAUACGCCAUCACAAUCAGAUAUCACAAUUAAAAACCACGUUAAAUUGCCUCCGAUGGAAUUGUAUAAGUUUGACGGGGAUAUUAAAUCAUGGAGAACAUUUAUUGAUAUGUUUAAUUCCACCGUACAUAAUCAAAAUGCGCUUACAAACGUUGAGAAAUUUAGUUAUCUCAUCUCGACUCUCAGUAAAGAACCGCUCUCGAUCGUCAGUAGAAUCCCAAUGACUGACCAAAAUUAUAGAACCGCAUAUGACGCCCUAAUUAAGAGAUACGAAAAUAAACGUUUGUUAGCUACAUCUCAUUGGCAACAACUCGAAAAUUCGCCCCGCUUACCCGACGACUACACUCCAUCGCAGUUAAGGUCUUUGAUUAACACAUUCGAYGAAAAUCUGGCAGCUCUCAAAACUCUCAAUUUUCCCGUUGACAACUGGGACUUCAUUCUAUUUAACAUGAUGUUAAAACGCAUCCCCCCAUCGCUAGUAACUCGGUUUGAAUUGUCGCAAACAUACCCCGCUGAUAUUCCCUCAUAUCAAUCGCUGAAUGAAUUUGUCAUUACAACUUGCCAGGCGAAGGAAAAUGUAUCGCACGCCAUAAUAAAAUCUCCUUACUCGAAACCGAAUAUAGUUUCAUCCCCUAAACCAAAGUUUAAGUCUAAUUUUUUGGUUAAAUCAGAUUUUUUGGCAUGUCCACUCUGUCCCGAUUUGCAACACGGAAUUUAUAAAUGUCCGAUUUUCUUACAGAAGUCUCCUCAAUCGCGCUUUGAUCUCAUUAAACAGUAUAAAUGGUGUAUUAAUUGCCUAGGCUCAAAACACAAUUUGCGUAACUGUAACUCUACGUCGCUUUGUCGUGAAUGUGGAAAAAAGCAUCACUCAUUACUGCAUUUCCCGGGUGAUGCAAAAGCUCAAACCUCGACUUUCAUGGAAAUUAAUAAACCUUCAUCGCCUUCAACUUCUACCUCUACGCAGCAAACAGUUAGUUCAUUUACGAAUUUGCUACCUGUUAAUACUCGUACGACAAUUCUAUUGUCAACCGCAGUCGUUGAGAUCCUGGAUAAAGUGGGCGCAGCACAUAAAAUUCGCGUUUUAUUAGACAGUGCUAGCCAGUCCAGUUUUAUUACUGAAAAAUGUGUCAAUCGUCUUCGACUUCUAAAACAAAGAUUGUCAUUUACGAUCAAUGGUUUAGGAGAUAUGAGAACUCGCGCUAAUAAAAUGGUUACUUGUGCUCUACGCCCGGUACAACAAAACUCCCCACAGUUUCUGGUUGAUGCUAUAAUAGUUCCAAAAAUUUGCAGUAACGUUCCUAAUGUUGCUCUACACACUUCGUCGUGGUCUCAUAUUGUCAAUUUGAAACUGGCUGAUGAACAAUUUCACACUCCUGGAGAAAUUGAUAUGUUAUUGGGUGCCGACCUCUUUCCGCUUAUUUUUGACUCUGAGUGUAUACAGGGUGGCGCAAAUGAACCAACCGCAAUAAAAACAAAAUUUGGAUGGAUUCUAAUGGGGAAGGUAGCAAUCAAAUCACAUCAAAUCGACCAAAACAUAAACUCGUUUCACUUGACAAUGGAGCAAGCCGAAUUAAAUGAAUCGGUUAAAAGAUUUUGGGAAAUAGAGGAACCUCCUAAUAGUCAUAAUUCUUCUCAAUCGUCAGAGGACAGAUUGGUGGAAGAAACGUUUGAAUCAAAACAUUAUCGCGAUAAUUCUGGCCGCUUUGCAGUUCCUUUAUUCUUCAAAUCUAAUGAAAAUUCAUUGACUUUUCCGGGUUCAUUCUCCAUCGCAUUACGUCGUUUUUUGUCAUUGGAACGCCGACUUAUUCAAAAUCCAUCACUAUACACUGAAUACGUGACAUUUAUGCAAGACUAUCUUUCUUCUGGUCACAUGCAAGCAUCUACAUCGUCCUCAUCUAUCGGCUAUUACAUCCCACAUCAUUCUGUAAUCCGGAUGGAUAGCCCAACAACCAAACUCCGGGUCGUCUUUGACGCUAGUUGUAAGUCUGCAAGUGGAAUUUCUCUCAACGACUCCCUGUUGGUUGGCCCUAAAUUGCAAAGCGAUCUCUUCCAAAUUCUCGUCCGGUUUCGUUUUCACUCACAUGUACUCAUUGCUGACAUUCGCCAAAUGUUUCGCCAGAUUCUGAUUCUUCCAGAACACCGCCAUUUUCAAAAGAUUCUUUGGCGUUUCGCGCCUACUGACCCUAUUCAAGAGUUCCAGUUAAAUACAGUAACAUAUGGAAUAGCUUGUUCGCCAUAUUCAGCCAUUCGCGUUAUUAAGAGACUGGCUGAGUCAGAUACAGAAUCUGCCUUUCCGCAAGCUUCUCGUAUAUUGUCUGAAGACAUUUAUGUUGAUGACAUCAUUACUGGCUGUCCUUCAAUUGAAGAAGGUCUUCAGAUUCGCAACGAACUUAUAACUUUAUUAGAUCGUGGUGGCUUUCAAUUGCGCAAGUGGGCCAGUAAUGCUCCGGAAUUGUUGGACGGAAUUCCUCCUGAAUUUUGUAAUACUCACCCUCUCAAUUUUGAUCAGGAAUCAAAUUCAUUUAUUAAGAUUUUAGGCCUCAAAUGGGACCCACUAAGUGACUGUUUUGCUUAUCAAAUUACCCCUUCUAAGCACUCGUGCACCAAACGUUCAUUACUCUCUGAAUUAGCUCGAAUUUUCGAUCCGGUGGGUUUCCUGGCACCUCUCACAUUUUUCGCCAAGCGUAUGAUCCAAUAUUUAUGGACUCUCGGACUCAGUUGGGAUGAUGCUCCUCCUGCUGACGUGGUAGCUCGAUGGUCCGAAUUUACCUCACAAAUGUCAUGCCUAACUGAAUUGCAUAUUCCUCGCAAGGUAACCCCGAAUGAGACUGUUUCUUGUUGGCUUCAUGGAUUUUCUGACGCGAGUGAAGCUGGUUAUGCAGCCGUUGUUUACUUAAGAACCAUGUCUUUUACUCAACAAGUCAAUGUCAAACUGUUAUGUGCUAAAUCCAAAGUUGCUCCUUUUAAGAGGAUUUCUAUUCCCAGACUUGAAUUGUGCAAAGCUAAUGGAGAGUGCAAUCGCUACACUGAAUGGUACGAUUAAAAUCAAUGGAAUUUUUGCAUGGACAGAUUCCACUGUGGUUUUGAAUUGGGUUCGUUCUUCUCCACACACAUGGAAAACCUUUGUCAGCAACAGAGUAGCUCAAAUUCAAAACGUGAUUCCUGGUUCAUCUUGGUAUCAUGUGUCAUCUUCAGAAAAUCCCGCAGAUUGUGCAAGUCGUGGAUUAGCUCCUAGGUACCCAGCUAGUCUCACAUCCUUUAUGGUGGGCGGGACCUCCAUGGCUUCUUGAUCCUAAGAACGAAUUUGACUCGUCUUCUCCAUUAUUAGACCUUCCCUCAGAGGCACAACAAGAAAUGCGAAAAUUUGUAUUGGUCUCAGAAAUCAAUUUUGACAUUAUUGACACGCUCUUAAAUAAAUUCUCAUCUUUACACAAAAUCAAGGCUAUCAUUGCAUGGUGUCUUCGUGUUGCUGAUUACGCUCGCCAUAGAACCCGUCGCCCUCUGUCAUUAACAGAAAUUGAAUUGCAAAAUGCUCUACACAUUCUCAUAAAACAUGUUCAAGCUUAUCAUUUUGCAGACGCAAUCGAAACUUUGCCUGACAAGGUGCGUUCUAAGCAUUUUCGUAAAUUGUCGCCUUUCAUAGAUUCUCAGGGACUUCUUCGUGUUGAAGGACGUCUUAUGCACGCAGAUUUAGGCUACGACGCAAAACAUCCCAUUUUAUUACCCUCUAAUCAUCGCUUAACUGACCUUAUAAUUGAAGACAUGCAUCGUCGUCAUCUUCACCCUGGUACUCAAACUCUACAGUAUCUCUUGCAACAACAAUUCUGGAUUUUAGGCGCUAAAAGACGUAUAUCACGCGUAAUUUCCCAUUGCUAUCGUUGUUGGCGUCUUAACCCAAAACCUAUUCAACCUCCAAUGAGUGACUUACCUAAACUUAGAGUUUCUCAAAUAAAGGCCUUUGCGUGUGUUGGUGUUGAUUUUGGGGGGCCAUUUCACAUUACUAUGGGAAAAUAUCGUGGUUGCAAGUCUCAAAAAUGCUACAUUUGCCUUUUUGUAUGUUUCACUACAAAGGCGCUACAUCUCGAAUUGGCAACGGACUUGUCAACCGAAGCGUUUUUACGCGCAUYGAA